Etheostoma spectabile (orangethroat darter) is the source of this 1623-nucleotide messenger RNA. It is a transcript of the gene inhbab, whose product is annotated as inhibin subunit beta Ab. The transcript has 2 exons. Gene Ontology annotation, molecular function: cytokine activity; growth factor activity. Gene Ontology annotation, cellular component: extracellular region. The coding region runs from base 7 to 1269 and encodes 420 amino acids. Lineage: Eukaryota; Metazoa; Chordata; Actinopteri; Perciformes; Percidae. The record is from RefSeq and is a predicted model, not a curated record.
CUUUCCAUGUUGGACAUGUUGUCUCCUCUGGUUUCUGUCUUCUUCUUUGUAGCCUUCAGCUGUCUCGUUGACGCCUCUCCAACGGUAUCUCUGCCUCUAGAGAUCUCGGCCACGUCUUCGGCAUCCCCGACGUCCCCGGCACCCCCAGCGUCCCCUGUGUCCCCGGCCUGUCCGUCCUGCUCCCUGUCCCAGACGGGAAGGAACUCGUCCUCGGGGGGGGGGCAGGGCGACAUGGUGGAGGCCGUGAAACGUCACAUUCUUACCAUGCUUAACCUGAGCAGCCGUCCCAACCUGACGCAGCUCGUCCCCCGUGCCGCGGUGCUCAACGCCAUCCAGACGCUGCACGUGGGCCGCGUGGCCAAGGACGGCAGCGUGGAGCUCCAGGAGGACGGCUGGGGGGGCCACGGGGCCGCCACGCCCCCCCAGCCCACGUCUGAGGUCAUCACCUUCGCUGAGCCAGGAGUGUUCCCGGACGGCGUGACCUUCGACCUGUCCCAGGACGGCGGCGCCACGGCGCGGGUGGAGCAGGCCAACGUCUGGAUCUUCCUGAAGAAGGGAAAACGAGCAAGCGGCAAAGUGUUGCUGCGGCUGCUGCAGUGUCACCGUGACAACAGAGGCGAUAAGACUGACGAAUGUGUUUCGGAGAAGAUGGUGGACACUCGGCGCAGCGGCUGGCACACGCUCGGCGUGUCCCGCAGCGUGCAGGAGCUUCUGGACGCAGGUGGAGGCUCGCUCCACCUGCGGGUGUCCUGCCCGCUGUGCGGCGACGCCGAGCCCGUCCUGGCCCAGUCCCACCGGGACCAGUCUCACCGGGACCAGACCCACCGGGACCAGUCUCACCGGGACCAGUCUCACCGGCCGUUCCUCAUGGCCGUGCUGCAAGCCGGCGAGGAGGCGACACCGCGGCGAGUCAAACGAGGUCUGGAGUGCGACGGGAAGAUCCGCGUCUGCUGCAAACGCCAGUUUUACGUCAACUUCAAAGACAUCGGCUGGAACGACUGGAUUAUUGCACCGUCCGGUUACCAUGCCAACUACUGCGAGGGGGAGUGUCCGAGCCACAUGGCGGGCUUCAGUGGCUCGGCGCUGUCCUUCCACUCCACCGUCAUCAACCACUACCGCAUGCGGGGCUACAGCCCGUUCCAGGGCGCCCGGUCCUGCUGCGUCCCCACGCGGCUGCGGGCCAUGUCCAUGCUGUACUACAACGAGGACCAGAGGAUCAUCAAGAAGGACAUCCAGGACAUGGUGGUGGACGAAUGCGGCUGCUCCUAGACUCCAGCUGGUGACACACGUCCUGCCUCUGCAGCGCGGCACGCCACAGUGACGGUUACGUAUGUGUAGUGCCGACUUAUCGUCCAUAUUGGAACGACCUGAGACCGUUGUAUUUCCUGUUUCCUGUUGCUAAGGACAACCUGAGAACACUAUGCAACAUCUCCAUCUCUCUGCUUUAGCUGUUGUAUUUCCUGUUUCCUGUUGCUAAGGACAACCUGUGGCCGAGAGUUAGAUUCAGAAAGCCAAAGAGAGUCGAUUGAGCCGUCCAUAAAUCAAAUAGCCGAGCUGUGAAGUUUAUUAGUCCAAAUUAUUUAACACUUGGUUUUAGCAGCUUUUGGUCACUGCUUAAUUGUG